AUGUCUACGACAUUCGAAAGCUUCAUCCAGGAGCCUAACAAUAGUGCUCUAUUGGGGAGACUACCCUACAAUGACGUUGUGUUGCAACAGACUCGCACCACUAUCGUUAAAAACUGGCCCAUCCAUACCACUCUGCUUCUAAUUGGUCGUACCAAGGAAGCAGGGAGAGAUGUGGAGGUUUACGCCUGUAUCAGUCAAAACCCGAAGCCUAAGAAUGACCUCCCUGAUGUCUAUUACAGCACUCUAGGCAGUGACGGAUACCUUGAUACAAGAAUAACAAAGGACGCUCUCUUUUCCGACGACAAUUUCAGGUUCGACAAGAUCUUUGGUACCAACAAGCCCUCCCACGCUCAACUCCCUCAUGUGGCCAAGUACCAUCUCCUUUGGAGUUUGUCUCGUCAAGGCAGACAACUAUCGUCCCAGAUCAGACUCAACGCAACAUUUAAGUCAUUUGUUCUCAGCUAUUGCAAAGUAUUUCCUGUGGUCAGCCGGGCCACACGCCCUGAGGUCUUCUCUCCGUUUCAGGCCAGCACACCUAGCAAUACAUUCUCCAACAGGCAGACUCCCUCGACUUCCAUGGAAGGUAUGAUGAAGCUCAAACGUCCUUUACAAAUCACUGGAUUUUAUGCUGAUUCCGACCAAGGUAAACGUCUCGGUCCUAGCAAUACCGCCAACGACAACGCUGCAAGCUCUUCCUUUGUCUUUGCAACACCACAAGGAGUCACAGACUACACACCCUCUCAGCAUCGUCAAAUCCGUGAAAGCACGCAAACAAUGAACUCCGAAACUCCGCCGUUGAUGCGACUACUCGGAGCAAAGUGUAGAAUCUCGGGAGCGAUUGAGGCUGGAGAGAAAAAAGACAAGAUGAUGUGUGAAGAGAUCACGGUCACGCACGAAGUGAUCAAGGCUGCUCAGGAAGAGAUCAAGUCUAUCCAAGAAAAAAUUGAUUCUAUGCAAAAGAAGAUCAUGUCUUUGCAUGAAGGACGAAAUGAGCUCAAGAAGGAGCAGGCGGCGCAUCACGAGAAUUACGAAACUCUCAACGAGGAGGAAAGGAAGCUUUGGUCUACGCUGCCAGAUAAAGAGCGGACUCUGUAUGAGAUGAUCAGAAGGACGAGUAACAUCGACAACCAGAAGCAGGAGGAGAAGCGUCGCAAGGGCAGCCUAUGA
This is a messenger RNA of Exserohilum turcica Et28A, 1167 nucleotides long. RefSeq lists its product as uncharacterized. The transcript has 2 exons. Lineage: Eukaryota; Fungi; Ascomycota; Dothideomycetes; Pleosporales; Pleosporaceae. The record is from RefSeq and is a predicted model, not a curated record. The coding region runs from base 1 to 1167 and encodes 388 amino acids.